GAGUCGAACAAGAGUCAAUAAAUUCUUACUCAACAGUAAACAAACAAUUACAAUUUUAUUUAAUUGUGAGGAGCCAAUAAAAUGGAAGUGGCAGACGCAAUUAUUCUUGAACCAGAAUGUCGAUUCUGCUAUCCGUGUCGGAAGCAUGUCUGGGGGUCAAGUUGUGGAUGUGUUGACGCUGAACUUUAUCCCUACUUAGGAUUUAAAGAGUACACCGUCUUGCCGUAUAUCGAAAAUCAAAAGUACACGUUCGGAAGCAAGUACACCUCGAGGGAGGACCAAGGUGAAUUUAUCUUUGUCCAGACUACAAAAAAUCCCGGAAAUCUGGCCGAAAUUACCUGUUCAGGUGGAAAUUACUGGAUCACACCGGCCGACAAGCGUGUAGUUUUUGUCAAUGAUCACCAAUUGGAGAAAAAGUGUCGCACGAAACUCAACUAUGGCGACUAGAUAGCUUUACUCGGCAAAGUUCGACCAAGACGUGGAGUUUAUCCAGGGAUUAAACACCAAUUUAUUAAUCGGCCGGGUCGAGAGAUUAAACCACCUGAACGUUUUAAUGGAUUAUUUCUAUUUAAAGAAGGUCAUCGUCCCCCCGAACGAGCAGAAGAAGAGCAUCCGAACAACCCAGAUGAUAAGAACAAUGUGAACUUCACGCCAGGACAAAAUCACCUCAUCUUAUCCCAUAUUUUUUCUUAUUUGCCCUUCAACACUCUCAAAAUGGCACGAUUAGUAUGCAGCAAAUGGGACGACGAAGCUGCUCGGAUUCUAAAGAAAAAAUCCACCGUUUCCUUCAAAUUCCGAGACUGGGACGGGGAUGACGGCCCAAUCGAGUCGACGAAGGUGCUUCGAUACGUUAAAGAAAUGAAAAACCUGCAACCGCCCAGUUUGAACUUGAACCUCCCGUCUUCCAUGAUAGAAAUUGAUCAACAACAAGAAUUACUCGUAAAACUCGUCGACGAUCUGAAUUGGUUACUGUUGGAUCGAGGUAAUCACAUCACCCGGUUGAAUUUGGGUGGACCAAUCUUUUUAGCAUCCGAUUACAAGAACAAUCUCGGCAUUCUUAUCAAACUCCAAGGAACCCUUCGUGACUUGGAGUUAUCUUGGUUUCUCUGCUCAGAGGAUGAAUCCAGUGAUGGCUAUGAAUUUCCAACGGAGAACCUCCAUCUUAACAAGCUCGAAGGAUUUACCUUGUCGGUAAAGUACGAUCUCGAACCUCCUAUCGCCAUCAUAUCCUCCUGGGCGGCGGCAGUUCAAGGCGUUAAAACCCUCCAACUUAAUGGCGAAGAUUUUGAAUUCGCCAACUGUUUGCUACAAUAUGAACGACCCUUCCCAAACUUGGAAGCUUUUAUUGGCCGAUCGAUAGGACAAAUCGUUCUUGACUUGCUCUUGAAGUUAACUAACCCAUUGAAGACGUUGAAACUGAGUAGUUUGCAAUCUUUGAAACGCCGAGAGAAUUUCGUCAGGUUGGAAAACUUAAUCCAAAAGCACGCCGACACAUUGGAAGAAAUGCACUUCAUUUAUGACGACCUCCCGCGAGACGAGGCUAUGCACCUCCCCAUUCUUCCCCGGCUGAGAAUUCUUUCCGUCGGAUGGAGGCAAUUGAGCGACUUGAAGAUUACUUUCCCUUCUGGGCAUGAUAACGACGAUGUCCUCGACUAUGAGAGGCACCUUCCCAGACUUGAAGCCCUUUCACUAUCAAUGUUCGCACAUCCCCUUAUGUCAACUCAUUCAUGGGAAGGUGAACGCGGCACACUUGAGAUUUUUUUCCCAACACGUGACAGCGAUGGGGUGCCGAUUGUGACGAGAUGUGUCACGUUGAGGAAACUUGAUCCACGUAUCUACGUCAUGCAUACCACUAGAUUACUAACAAUGCGAUGCCGUGAAGUGUUUAUCGCAAAUCUUGAUGAGACUAACUUUAUUUUGUAGUUAAACUAAUAUUAUUAAACAGUUGUUUUGUCAUUUUCGAUAAUGCUCAACAUAUUUCUCACAAUUUGACCUCAAAGUUGAAAAAAAUGCUCAUUUUCACUGGGCGAGGUCAAUCACUUUCAUGCCCAACUCGCUCAACUCUUCCAGCCUUCCACUCAACUCACUCCAGUCUGAACUUUUAGGAUUUUUUUUGUAAUUCGUCUCAUUAUUUUCAUUAAAGGAUUAUUAUUACUCGUUAACAAUAAUUUAUUAUUAGAAUGGAUAGUAUUAACUUACUCUGUGUAUCAAAAAUAUUAGUUGUAAAAAUCGAAGAAUACUUUAGUUAUGAGUAUAGGGAACCAACGGAUGAAGAAAUUGUAAUUGGCAACCUACUACUUGAUAAAUUGUGCGAAUUAGUACAUGACUAUGUAUUCGUAAAAGAUGAGGAAUUUACCAACGGUAUGCUAUUUCGAAUUGUUUGAUGACCAAUUUUUUUUAAACAUUAUCACGGGUACACUAUAUUUAUUACUUUAUAGAUGCUGAUGAAGUACUUUGUAGUUUGGAACCAUACAUAGAUGAAAAUGGUUUAAAGAUUGUGGAUGACGAUGUGAGUAUGGAAUACAAGAAGAAAGCAGUAGAAAUAUUCAACAACAACAAGGCCUGGAAAUUUCGCACAUUUCGGCAACAAUUCAAAAAUGUUAAACACCAUAAUUAUAUAAAGAGAUGGAGAGAUCAAAUCGAUAUGGGUAAAUCGGUUUUAUAACUUUAUUCAUAAAUGAGAUAUGACAAAAUGAACUUAUUAUGAAUACAAUGAUAUUAGGUGGUACCAAGUUCACAAUAAUGCGUGAGAUUGAAAACUUUGUUCUUGAACGGUUUCGAGAAGCUAGGACUGGAUUUCUUCCUAUACACACAAUCGACAUUAGACGAUGGGCUUUAAUAAAGGCAAAGGAGUAUCCUGGCUUUAAUUUUAAAGCUUGCGAUACAUGGAUCAGCACGUUCAAACGACGAAAUAGAAUUUCAUCUAGAAAAGUUCAAAAACUUGUCAAGAGAUCAACAGUGAAGGAGAUGGACCAAAUUCUUCAACAAACAGAAAAUUUUCGACACCAUAUCCAACCACUAUUGAAUAUUUAUGAAAAAGAAAAUAUCUGGAACACGGACCAAACUGGAUUUAAGUACGAAAUUUUGUCUAAUCGAACUUUAACAUGGAAAGGAGAAAGAACAACCAUCGGGACUGCAUUCUCACCGAAGAAUAAGGUCACGCAUUCGUACACCGUCCAAUAUAUUAUUGCCUAUAAUGGCUCAAUUCUUCCUCAGGUGUAUGUUUGUUUACAAGUAUGUGGACUUUAAAUUAAUUUCGACUCUGUACUGAUAACUAGAUUUUUAUCUAACAUAAUUUUAAAUAGGAAAUAGGUGGAACAUUUGGCCCCGUAGUACAAAGAAGUAUAUUUACUGCCCCAAAUUUAGUCAUUGCUUCAAGCAAAUCAGGAAAAUUAAGCAACACUUUAGUAGCGGAUUUUUUGGACAGAAUGGUCGUGCCACAUGCUGAAUAUAAUCAAAUUCUUUAUAUAUUGGACAAUUGGACUGGACAAACUAAUAUGCAGUUGUACGACGAAAGGUUUGAAGAUAAAGAGACCUUAGACUUCAAUCUAAAAUUUGUUCCGGAAGGCUGCACGGACCUUUGCCAACCAUUGGAUACGUAUUUUCAUCGACAGUUGAAAUUUAUUGUAAAACAGUUUUACUACUUUGACUCCUUGCAUUGUCCUCAUGAACAAGAAUUGUCAGAAUUGUGCACACGUAAUGGAAUUUUAAAACUCCAGUCAUUGGUUCACUUUCUCUUAAGUGCACCAGUGUUUUUACCAAUGAUUCGUUAUUGUUGGUACUCGAGUGGGUUGUGGGCUGAUGGUGAAAAACCUAACUUUAAAAAUGUCAGUGAAGUUUGUUUUCAAUCCAAAGGGACUGAUUGUAGCGUAUUUGACUGUAAUGUUGUUCCAUUCAUUAGUUGCAGUUGGUGCAAAUUUUCUUUUUGUUUUAAUCAUUUUUAUAUUAAUUAUCACAUGAGUAGUUGUACUAAAAGUCCAUAUAAUUAAUAAUCGUUGGCAUUUAUUGAAUUAAAAUGUAUUGUAUUAAAAUGUAAUAAAGUUUUAAAGAAAGCAAAAGCGAAAAAUGCGAGUUGAGUGAGAAAGCGGGCUGAGCGAGAGUGAGCGAGUUGAGCGUGAAAGUGAUUGACCUCGCCUUGUGAAAAUGAGCAUUUUUUUCAACUUUGAGGUCAAAUUGUGAGAAAUAUGUUGAGCAUUAUCGAAAAUGACAAAACAACUGUUUAAUAAUAUUAGCUUAACUACAAAAUAAAGUUAGUCUCAUCAAGAUUGGCGAUGAACACUUCACGGCAUCGCAUUGUAAGUGUUUCGUCGCAAAGCCCGAAGCUCCCUGCCGACUUCCCGCUCACCGACAUGUUUCCGAACGUGUGGAAUGAUUGGAUGACGACGCGAAGGAAGGAGGAGGCAUCCGACCCAUCAGUCAAGGAUCCACUAUCUGCGACCAGUGCUUGCAGUGGGGACGGAAAAGCGAACUCCGAGACGGUAAAAGGAUAACGCGAGUGCCACCAAGUUAAAUAUGAUGAACUUCAAUUUGCAUAGAAAAAAAACAUUCAUGUCUUACGACUUUCUGUGUUACCAUGCUUUUUAUAUUAUUCAUUCGAUAUGUAGUUUUGAUUUGACUUUUUGUUAUAUGAAAUUAAUAAAAAUGUGUACUCAAUGAACA
This is a messenger RNA of Folsomia candida, 4659 nucleotides long. RefSeq lists its product as uncharacterized. The record is from RefSeq and is a predicted model, not a curated record. Lineage: Eukaryota; Metazoa; Arthropoda; Collembola; Entomobryomorpha; Isotomidae. Bases 715 to 1923 code for a protein of 402 amino acids. The transcript is spliced from 5 exons.